AUGAAAUUUUUCAUCAUUCUUUUUACUCUCCUUUCAUGCUUAUCGACGUAUGAGACAACGAUAUUAUGGAGAAUUAACACAAAUCCUCCAGCGUAUCUUUUCGGAACGAUUCACUUACCUCAACCGGAAAUUUGGUCGUCACUUUCGAAUACAGUGAAAUCUGCAUUUGAGAAUAGUACACAUUUUCUUCCUGAAUUCGACGUCACAAAUUUCUUCUCAUUUGCUCGAGUAAGAAUGUGUAUGAAUUCGUAUAUGUCAUCAAAAGGAAGAGGACAACCACCCGCACCACCACCGUCAGGAACGAUGAAUCAACACGGACCUCAAGCACCACUUCUUGACAUUUAUCUAGCGAUGGAAGCUCGUCGUGAAGGAAAGAAUGUCGAUUCACUGGAGACUGCUGAUAUCUACUGUGAAUUUACAAAGUUUCAAAUGGAGAGUUUUUCGAAUACUAAUAUUCCAGGUAAUUCAGCACAGCAAUCGUUUCCCAAUGAACAGAGCAAUAUGGAAAUCAAACGCGUAUACAAUUGUGAUAUAAAUCUUCCACAAGAACUUCUGGCACCAUCAACAGUUCAGAUAGAAGAUAAAGCUUUGUUGGCAUUCAAACAACGUCUAGAGGAAAUUGUUGGACGUCGUGAUACUCUAAUGACAGCAAAAAUUAAUAGUUUACUCAAAGAAAAUUCGACCGAUAAACGAUACUUCUUUGCAGUAGGUUUCAUGCAUUUGAUGAGUCCGACAGGUAUCAUAGCUAAAUUGAGAGAAAACUAUGGUUAUUCGGUUACACGCUUAUGUACGGAUCCACCUCACUUUCGCACAACAUUAGGAUGUCAAGCGUCAAGUUGGUGUGAUACAAUAGCAGGAUUAUAA
Adineta ricciae is the source of this 864-nucleotide messenger RNA. NCBI's taxonomy places the organism in Eukaryota, Metazoa, Rotifera, Eurotatoria, Adinetida, Adinetidae. The record is from the annotation of a GenBank genome assembly.